Molecule: messenger RNA, 3081 nt
Organism: Fundulus heteroclitus (mummichog)
Lineage: Eukaryota; Metazoa; Chordata; Actinopteri; Cyprinodontiformes; Fundulidae
Exons: 7
Coding region: 57-2309 (750 amino acids)
Biological process (GO): protein deubiquitination
Molecular function (GO): cysteine-type deubiquitinase activity
Source: RefSeq, a predicted model, not a curated record
UUUUGUCUGAAAAUGCUGGGGUGGUUUGAAAUCAGCGAGAGAAAUAGAGCCUAAAGAUGAAGGCCUGCAGCCUGACAGUGAAGGAGUGCCACUGGACAUCCGAGGAGUGCCAUCUAGUGGAUGCCGACCUGCCUGGAGAUUUACAGAGGGACGGCGAUUGCUUACCGAACAUCUUCAGGUCCAAAAAAGUCAGGUCCCUUGAGAAAAGUGGGACGAGCCCCAGUUAUCAGGUUUACUACACAGCCAGGGAGCUUUUCCUGGAAGCGCUGGACAGUGAAGCCAUCCAGGAGCUGAUGAGGAGACCUGCUGGAGUGAAGGCCGGAGCUCAGCGACUCCCGCCCAGCCUGAGUAAGGAGAGGAGCGCGUGUCUCUCUGACGAGGAGCACAGCGAGGCGCUAACCCUCUUUUCUAUUGUCCUGCAGAGUGGCUUGUCUCCUGGGGACAGCCGCGCCUCUGGCUCCGAGCUGACCCUGAACCUGGACGGACAGCAGGGCGUCCUGAAGAGGAACGGCCUCCAGACCCGCCUCCUGUCCCUCACCAGGCUGAGGGACGAGCAGAAGCUGGAGGCCCUGUCCGCCUUCUGCAAGCACUUAUCCAGGCGCUACCAGACGCUGCACACUCCCGGACCCAAUCUGACCGUGAAGAAGUACAGACUCUCCUACCAGCACAGUCUUUGCUCCCUGCGGCUGGCCCUCCUCUGCGACUCCAGCACUGGCUUCAUCUGUAACAUGCACCUGUACUGUCCAGAGCAGCUGCAGAGGCGGAGCAACAAGCCUGUAGUCGAGCAGGUGGUCAAACGUCUGGUAGAACCUUUCUGCAGCCAAAGGCCGCUCGUUCAGCUGGACACCUCCGCGCGGACUGAGGGAAGACUCAGAACCGUCCUCUCUGGGUCAGAGGUCAACUUUCACUUUGCACCUUCAGGAAAAAUGCCAACUAUCCACCCCUCAUCAUCCUCAUCUCCAUCACACGCGUCAGAGCUCUGCGGCCACAUGCGGGGCUGGAGCGGACCCGCGCUCUUCCCUCUUUCGGACCUAAAAGCACCCGGGGCAGAUUGCUUCAUGCCGGGCUUCUGGGCGGCCCUUCACGUGGUCUGCAUCAACACGUUUGUGCUCCACUCGCUGCAGAACCUUGGCUCGGGGAGGAGCGUUGCGCUGAGCGAGUUCACCAGGGCUCUGGCCUCUCAGCUGGCUGCAGACAGCAGCAUGGCCGUGCCCUUUCUGCCACGACUGAACAGCUCCUCCUACCAGGAAGCAACUCAUCUCCCUAAGAAAAGGUCGAACGCCGACGGCUGCGCCCAGAUGGCGAAGGACGCACAACACAGCUCGGGCUGGAUGCUGCAGAACAAACCAGGAGUGUGUGGGUUAGACAACUCGGGCAACUCGUGCUACUUAAACGCUGUGCUGCAGUGUCUCUGCUCGACCAUGCCCCUGGUGGAGCACCUCCUUAAUCAGGACACGCGCCAAGAGCUGGCAAAGUGCAAGUGCAGGGUGGCGCAGGUGUUUGUCCGGCUGCUGGAGAAGAUGUGGCUGGGGAGCAGCUCCAGCUGUGCCCCCGUGGAAGCCCGGUCCAUGCUGGGCUCCAUCUACCCCCAGUUCGACAACCACACGCAGCAGGACGCGCAGGAGCUGCUGCUCCAUCUUCUCAACGCCCUCCACGAAGACUUGAAAAAGCUGCAUUUCUCAGGACAGCAGCCAGGAGAGAGACCGGGCCUAAGCUCCACAGCUGAGUCCACCAUCGUCUCAGAUCUGUUUGAGGGCCAGCUAAGCUACCUGACCCACUUCCUGCGGUGUGGACACCAGGCGCACAACGCCCAAACCUUCACCGUGUUGUCCCUGCCUAUUCCAAAGGGCAACAAGAAGUGCUCCAUUCAGGAUUGCUUAUCUCUGUUCUUUGAGGAGACGUUCCUGACCGGGGCCGAGCAGAGCGUCUGCUCAGCCUGCGGGCGCAGAAGGGAAGCGGCAGUUCAAACUCGUUUGGACAAACCUCCGGAGAUUCUCGUGUUGCACCUGAAACGGUUUGGCUGUAAGGGGAAGAGUCAGGUCAAGCUGUCGGCUAAUGUUUCGUUCUCCAUGGAGCUCGAUGUCGCACCGUUUCUAUCCAGCUCAGCGAGGGGCGUGUCCUCGUACCACCUGUAUGCUGUCGUGAACCACACGGGUCACCUGGACAUGGGUCACUACACGGCUCUGUGCUACAACUCCCUGCUGGAGACGUGGCACUGCUUUGACGAUGCUCUCGUCAGGGAGGUGCAGGAGAGACUCGUGCAGUCGCCCAACGCCUACGUUCUCUUCUACAGCGACAAGCCGUUCUAGCAGCCGAGGAUCCCAGGACUCUUCAGGCGUCCAUCCUGAAAGAAAAAUAAUGUCUUGCCAAAUAAACGCUGCUUGUUGUCUCAACAGGCUCCUCCACGGCGUGAAGGAAAAUUCAGAGCCAACCGAAGUUAAAGCUUUUCUUACUGAUCGAGUCGACAAAAAAGGCACAAUUUAUUUGAAGCCGUUUUAAUAAAUAGUCAUACAAGUUGGCUCGAGGUUAAUAUAAUCAUUGUUAAGCAAUUUGUAUUUAGAGCAUUAAGAAUUAAAGAAUGAAUGAAAAAAAAAAAGAUAAUUUCAUGCUAGGCCAAAAAACAAAAAAAGUUCACUCAGAAGUAGCUAAACGCUUUGACUACAGAUCUCCGCUCCGUUCAGAAGCAACAACAGUCCCGUUUGCCAUUUCUCCCGUAAAUCAUUUGGUCAGUCAGUCAGUCACAAAACUGAUGCACCCAAGUCUUCAUGUUGUCAGGCUCAGUAGAAGAAAAAAAACAACAAAAAAAAAAACACAACAAAAUAUAAAAUAAGUGAAUAAAAUCAAAAUAGCUAUCCCAGUAAGUCUCCCUCUUCAUAGUGUUUGAAUAUGAUAAGUCUGAAGGUCAACCUAACCUUCCAGAAACAGGUUGAGUGUCAUUGGCUGGAGUGAGAAGACAGACGAGAUCCCAGCAUCAGUGUCGCUUUAAAGCUCUACAUUAACAACUUAAAGCGGUUGCAUAUUUAAUGUGCAAGAAUGUGGUUAAUAUGAACAAGCAACAGCUAGAGUUCCCUCCAAAACAAA